GAGAUGUGGGGGGGGCAGGACCGGAGCGGCCUUGGAGCUGUGGGACGUUUCGCGCCCUCCUCGCCUUCUCUGACGACAUCAUGCUCCAGUUCCUGCUUGGAUUUACCUUUGGCAACGUGGUUGGUAUGUACCUGGCUCAGAACUAUGACAUUCCAAACCUGGCUAAAAAAGUUGAAGAGAUUAAAAAGGACUUGGAAGCCAAGAAGAAACCCCCUAGUUCCUAAGGCCCACUCCAGCACUGUGUUCUGGAUUCACCAAUUCUACUGCUUCUGAGGGGCCGUCUUCACUUCCUAAUCCCAAAACUCUUGCUCUCUUCUCCAGUCUCAGCGAUUUUCUUCUUUCUAGAUGCUGUGUGUUGCCUCAGAGAAAAAUGGGGCUACAAGUUGAGAACUACCCUUUAUCUUACCAGCAGCCUCACCUCUUCCCUUGUCUUCCUUCUAGCUUCUUGGGAGGUUCUAAGACUGGAUUACGGUGCUAGGUUAGCAAACACAACCUUUAAUUAGUAGUUUAUUUCCUCUUUGGGAUUUCUGCUACCUUUUGUCAAAAGAAAAAUUGAUGAGUUUUGUAUAGCUGACCAGGUAUAAGUAAUGCUGAUUUUCACGGUUUAGCAAUUAUAAUGGGUGCUUGCUAAAAUACUUGUUACAAAAUUUGUUGAUUCAAAGUAAUUAAAAUAUGUAGAAGCCAGUUUCUGGUGAAUUAUCCAUUUAUUUUAUACUGUUAUCAGGCAGCUCCACAGUUGAUAAUUUAACCAAUAAAUCAGUUUGCUCUUCAUUAACUGAGAAACUAUAUUCUAGGAAUUCUGUAUAGAACUGGGGAAUUAAAAAAAAUAUGCAAAAUAAUUGUUUUUGUCUCAAUAGAGUUCACAGUCUAUUUACGAUGCACGUUUUUCCUUAAUGAUAUAUUUGGUCUGACUCUUUCCUCCAAAGAAUCAUGAGAUUAUAGAUGCGUUUGACAUUGCAUGAUGGAUAAAUGAGAAGUUGUUGGUGAAGGAAAUGUUAUGGUGUUUCACACUAAAAAAUGUAUUUACAGUAUAAUUUCAUAGUGAUUAUUCUAAGAAAAGUGUGGUCCAAAUUCACACUAAAAUCAUCAACUUGAGAAAAAAUUCUAUUUCUUUUUAUAGGUGAUUCUUUUUUGGGGUUGGUGUGCAAUUAGAAAUUACUCUAGUAAUUUGUCAAAUGUAUAAUCAGUCUUUUUUUGGGGGGUGGGGUGGGGUGGAGUCUCACUGUGUUGCCCAGGCUGAUCGCCAACUCCAAUUUUUGCACCUGAGUGCUGGGACUAUAGUUGUAUACCAUUUCACCUCCAUAUUUUUUUAAUUAAAAAUAUUUUCCCAUGGUUGAAGAUACAAAAGUGAUUUCAUAUGAAGGACCUCUCUAACUCCUGUCCUCUUGCUCCCAGCCCCUCCCCUUCUGACACUCAUCGUUACUUCCUUUGUGCCUUUGAGAAAGAGUCUCUGCCUAAACACUCACUUGCAUGAAUUUUUUUCUUUUUUCUACACAAAUGGUAACAAACUAUACAUAGCCUCCCUUUGGAAACCCUCCCUCUUCUUAAUGGAAGUCAUUCCAUAUUAGUUUCUAAGGAAUAAGAAACCUUAUUCCUUUUUUGGCUUCAUAAUAUUCUAUUAAAUGGAUAUACCAUAAUUUAAUCUGCUACUGAUAAAUGUUUAGGUUAUUCUUUUGCUAUUAUGGUGAUAGCAUUGAAACUAAUGUUACACAUAUCUAUGUAGGGUAUAGCUACAAGAUAAAAAGUCCUAAAAAGUAUAAUUUGUACCAAUAUAGUGUUUUGUUUCAGAGCUUGUUGGGCAGUUUAACCAAUAAUGUCUUCCUGAAGACAUUUUAGUGGAAUCAACAAACUGGAACAAGUAUUUAUAGUCACCUUUUUCCUGACAGUGAUGACACUGAUCCUGUAUGAGAUUCUAAAUUAAGUGAUCCCACUUCUCUCUGAAAACAUGGAUCUCAUACAUGGAGAUAAGUUUUUUCCUUGAAAGGGUCAUUCUCAUGUGUGAGACAGAUCAGGAUCAAAUUAUGGUUUGGUUUCUCCCUAGCAGUGGGAAGUGGGCAGAUGGUUUAUUCUUUUUGAAACUGUUGCAUUAUUUGUAAGAUGUGGAUGUAAUACCUACCUCAAAGGGUUUUCAUGAGAAAAAUUGAGAUUAUGUAUGUAUGUGUUAUACAAUGCUUUGCAAAUUGUCCAAUAAAUAGUAGACAUUAGUUGAAACAUAUUGCUUUUGAUCAGAAUACUUUUGCAUUUCUUCAGUCACUUUUGGAACCAGUUCAUGAACCAUGCAAAAAAUAGUAAGAAUCAGAUGUUCUGAAGUUAGUCUCUUAGAUAUUGAUGAAAAUUUACAGUAUCUAGCUUGAUCAUACACCUGACAUAUUGAUCUUGAAUGGCUGAAUUGUCAGCAGAAUGAACUACAGCCUCAAAGGCUUUACCACCCUUGAGGAUUCAAAAUACUAGAGGCUUACUUAGAAAGCUGUUUCCACAGACGGAAUCCAUGUUGGCAGCCAUGACAGCACUGACUGUGUAGGGUUUCCCAGUGGUUGCUGUGGGAGGUGGCGGUCCCUUAGAUAAUAGGGGAUUGGGUCUUUUUAUAUCAUACCUUGUAAUCAAAGCUCAUAGAGACUCAGGGCUUCCCUCAGGAGUGUCACUUAACCUUGCUGAGAGAAUCAUUUCUCCCAACGGGAGCCAUCCAACAAGUUGGUUCUUUAACAUGGUUCACAAUGAAUAGUCUGACUUUACAUUUGCCAUUCAGAUCUUCUCUCCUAGUUUUAUGUUCUUGCAACAGUGACAGAGGAGCUCAGAGUUCUCAAUCAAGAUGUUCUUCACUGAGGUACACGUUGAAGGAACCCAGAACCAUCUAGAUUUUAGGGUGUCUUUGAAAAUUCAUAACGUGGGUAGAGUUGUGAUUGAGAUCAUGGCUCUGAAAGUUACUCUGUGGCCACGUGUUUUGCAGGAACUCUUGCUGCACAGAUCAGUGAGAUGAUAGGAAAGAAUCACCACCAAGACAUGCCUCUUUUUUUUUCCUUUAAAAAAAAGUUGCAACCAGGCUUGGUGGCUCAUGCC
Molecule: messenger RNA, 3057 nt
Organism: Castor canadensis (American beaver)
Lineage: Eukaryota; Metazoa; Chordata; Mammalia; Rodentia; Castoridae
Gene: Stmp1
Product: short transmembrane mitochondrial protein 1
Cellular component (GO): respiratory chain complex
Source: RefSeq, a predicted model, not a curated record